AUGCGCCACCUCCGCCGUCUCCGCGCUCCGCCCACCCUCUCCGACCACGCCGACGCAGAGCACCACUACUCCCAAAUCCUCCAGCGAUGCGCCCACACCUCAAACCUCCUUCUUGGAAGCUCCAUCCACGCCCACAUCCUCAAGCUCCCCCUCCUCACCUCCUCCCUCUUCCUCCAAAACCACCUCCUCAACAUGUACUUCAAGUCCUCCCCCUCUCCCUCCCUCCCUCUCCAACUGUUCGACGAAAUGCCGCACCGAAACAUCGUCUCCUGGUCCGCUUCCAUCGCUGGCCUUGUUCAGCUCCACUACCCUGACCAUGCUCUCCUCCUCUUCGCCCAAAUGCGCCGCGCUGGCAUCAUUCCCAAUGAGUUCACUCUCGUCAGUACACUCAACGCCAGCUCCCUCACUGACAACGCCGCCCAAUCUUAUCGGAUAUACGCCCAUGUCAUCAAGCUCGGCUUCCAAUCCAAUCUCUUCUUGCUCAACGCUUUCCUCACUGCUUUGAUCCGGAGCGGAAGGUUUGAUGAAGCCGUGGAGUUGUUCGAAAAGUCCAACGAAAAAGACGUGGUUUCUUGGAACUCCAUAAUCUCUGGGUUCUUGCAGGUUGAAAGCUCGGAACUUUGGGCGUUUUGGUGCAGAAUGAAUCAAGAGGAAGUGAUUCCAGAUGAGUUCUCGUUCAGUAGUAUUCUCGCAGGAUUGGCCAAAGUUUCGAUUUUUAUGGCGGGAAUUCAAGUUCAUGGUCAGCUUGUGAAGUCUGGAUUUGGAGAUGAUGUAUGUGUGGGCAAUGCACUGGCAGACAUGUACUUAAAGAAUCAAGCACUUGUGGAUGCUCUCAAGGUAUUCGAUGAAAUGCCGCAAAGAGAUGUAGUUUCUUGGACUGAGAUGGCUUCCGGUUGUUUACUCUCCGGACAACCCUCAAAAGCUCUUGAUCUUAUUAGAAGGAUGAAAUCUGCAGGGAUUAUGCCGAACAAGUUCACUCUAGCAACAAUGUUCAAUGCAUGUGCGAAUCUGUCAUCAUUGGAAGAAGGGAAGAAGGGACAUGGCUUUAGAAUCAAACUCGGUGUCAAUGUCGAUGAAUGUGUUGAUAAUGCGCUUGUUGAUAUGUAUGCAAAGUGUGGAUCAAUGGAUUGUGCAUGGAGGGCAUUCCAAUUGAUGAGAGACCGGUCGGUUAUCUCUUGGACGACGAUGAUCAUGGGGUUCGCAUUGAAUGGCCUUGCUUGUGAAGCUCUCAAGGCUUUCGAUGAGAUGAUUUUGGAGCGCGUUAGGCCAAAUCAUAUAACACUGACUUGUGUUUUAUAUGCUUGUUGUCAAGGAGGAUACAUCGAUGAAGGAUUGAAGUACUUUGAGGCAAUGGAGUGCGAGCAUUGCAUUGCCCCCGGAGAAGAUCAUUAUGUAUGCAUAGUAGAUCUUCUAUCGAGAGCAGGGCGAAUAGCUGAGGCGGAAGCUUUCAUUCGAAGUGCACCUUUCAAGCCUAGCGUUCGAGUGUGGCAAACUCUACUUGGUGCUUGUAGAGUUUACGGUGAUAUAGAUACCGGUGAGCGGGCAGCAAAAGCAGCUCUCGCGCUUGAUAAAAAUGAUCCUUCAACCUAUCUUUUGUUGUCGAACAUGUUCGCUAAUUCGAGCAAUUGGGAUGGUGUGAGUAGAGUAAGAGAACUCAUGGAGAAUUGGCAAGUGAAGAAAAUACCGGGUUGGAGCUGGAUUGAGGUCGCAAAAGAUGAUAAUCAUCGUCUAAAGGUUAUAUAGCCAAUUAAGGCAAUGUUAAUUAGUGUUGGUAUUGAAACAUCGACUAAGCUUUUAGGUUGAAUUGAAUCCAUCAUCUGAAACGAGAAGAAAGACCGGAGAGUUUGAAGAUGCCGGGUUUACUUGGAAGAGUUGAAUGAGAAGUUCUUCUCCAAAUUUUCUACAUAUGAACUUAAAAAUCAAUGGGAUGAUGUCACAUUUGUUAUAGAAAUUGGCUUUUGGAUGCAUACCUUUGA
This is a messenger RNA of Dioscorea cayenensis subsp. rotundata (Guinea yam), 1976 nucleotides long. RefSeq names its product putative pentatricopeptide repeat-containing protein At3g15130. Gene Ontology annotation, molecular function: RNA binding; protein binding. The record is from RefSeq and is a predicted model, not a curated record. Gene Ontology annotation, biological process: RNA modification. The transcript has a single exon. Lineage: Eukaryota; Viridiplantae; Streptophyta; Magnoliopsida; Dioscoreales; Dioscoreaceae. The coding region runs from base 1 to 1743 and encodes 580 amino acids.